Molecule: messenger RNA, 2117 nt
Organism: Cornus florida
Lineage: Eukaryota; Viridiplantae; Streptophyta; Magnoliopsida; Cornales; Cornaceae
Exons: 2
Coding region: 196-1617 (473 amino acids)
Biological process (GO): porphyrin-containing compound biosynthetic process
Cellular component (GO): cytoplasm
Molecular function (GO): 4 iron, 4 sulfur cluster binding; coproporphyrinogen oxidase activity
Source: RefSeq, a predicted model, not a curated record
GAGCGUGCCGUUAAUUUUGCAAGUAGACAUCCCUUAAAAAAAAUAAUAAUAAUAAAUAAAAUAAAAACUCCAAACUUUUUCUCAUCCUGCUACUUCCUGAAACGAAGCCAUAGAACUCAAUCCACAUUAUUUGGCCCCUUCCGUCCUCUUCUCUCUCUAGCCUUUGUUCCCUUCGUCGUCCACUUAUGCAUUGCAAUGCUCAGAGCAACAUUCAUUCCCAUCUUGACAACCAUUCCCACCAAAACUAGCCAUCUAAAGCUUUCACGAGCUUUCACCAAUGCACUGAGUCAUACCCCAGCAACUGUUCGACAAAAUGACUCACCCAACUCUCCAAUCACAACCCCAUCACACAAACUGCCUCCAUCUUCGGCUUACGUCCACCUGCCUUUCUGUCGGAAACGCUGCCACUACUGUGACUUCCCCAUUGUCGCUCUUGGCUCGUCCUCAAGCCAGACCGAUGACGACCCACGAAUUUCCAACUACGUUGAACUCAUCUGCCGCGAAAUUAAAGCAACCCAAUUGGAUUUCAACUACAACCCACCCCUUGAAACGGUCUUUUUUGGAGGUGGCACGCCUUCACUCGUGUCGCCAAGGCUCGUUUCCUUGGUCCUCGAGGCGUUGAGUUUGAAAUUCGGGUUGUCAUCGAAUACCGAGAUAAGUAUGGAAAUGGACCCUGGAACAUUUGAUGCUAAGAAAAUGAAGGAAAUGAUGGAGUUGGGUGUGAAUAGAGUGUCUUUGGGUGUUCAGGCUUUUCAGGAUGAGUUGCUCAAGGCUUGUGGGAGAGCCCAUGAUGUUAAGGAGGUUUACAGCGCAAUUGAGAUUGUUGGGUCAUGUGGGGUUGAGAAUUGGAGUAUGGACCUCAUAUCUUCUCUCCCUCAUCAGACACCAGAAAUGUGGGAAGAGAGUUUGAGGCUGACUAUUGAAGCACAGCCGACCCAUGUAUCGGUCUAUGAUUUGCAAGUUGAACAAGGCACCAAAUUUGGUAUAUUGUACACACCAGGGGAGUCCCCUCUGCCAUCCGAGACCCAAUCAGCCGAAUUCUAUAAAAUGGCUUCAAUAAUGCUUCCCGGUGCUCUUUACGACCAUUACGAAAUCAGCAGUUAUUGCAAGAGUGGUUUCGAGUGCAAACACAAUUAUACGUACUGGAAGAACAGGCCUUUCUAUGGUUUUGGCCUUGGAUCGGCCAGCUUUCUUGGUGGAGUGAGGUUUUCAAGGCCAAAGAAGAUGAAAGGAUACAUGAAUUAUGUGCAGGAUUUGGAGGAUGGUGUGGUGGAUCGAUGUGAGAAUAAUUGCAUUGAUGCCAAGGACAUGGCCAUGGAUGUUGUGAUGCUGUCUCUUAGAACUUCAAAGGGCUUGGACUUGAAGUCCUUUAUUGAAACAUUUGGUAACUCUUUUGUUCUCUCUCUUUGUGAGGCUUAUAAACCAUAUGUUGAAAGUGGGCAUGUGAUUUGCUUGGAUGAGCAUAGGAGGACCAUAACAGCAGAUGAAUUCAGCUCCAUACUAUCUGACAAGCACAAGAUUGAAAAAGUCUUGGCAUUUAUUAGACUCAGUGAUCCGGAUGGUUUCCUCCUCUCUAAUGAGUUAAUAUCCCUUGCAUUUCGGGCCAUAGCGCCAUAAACUGCAAUCUUACUUCAAAGAAUUUUGGAUGUCAUUAAGAUUGCUGGCCUCAACAUCUAUCAAGUGGAUGUUUUUAAAGAUCAUCAGAUAUUUGCAAUGCAGUUGAGUGCAAUGAUGCUAUCCUGUAAGAAGUUUGUGUGGUCAAAUCAAACUUUGUCUCCACUAAAACCUCCCUUCCUGCAUCUGGCUUGUGCAUCUGAAUGGAUUUAAUAUUUCAUCAUCCAGGCUGGACUAAUCAGGUGAUAAUUUUUACAUGUAGCAACCAGUUUGAUUUUGAUUAGAAAAAUCUGUAUUCAUAUUAAGCUCUUUCAGUCCUCUUUAUAGUUUAACCAUAAGUAAAGCAAUCAAGUUGACAAGAGUAAGCAAUUUGAGAACAUAUAUUGUACAGAUUAAGUCUUUUGCACUUUGAGAACAUCCUUUUUUUGAUAUGUGUACUUUGAGAACAGCCUAAGAACAUGAAAUCUGUUUAAUGAACAAAUGCAUCUGUUAUUUAUUAAGAA